Dermacentor albipictus is the source of this 690-nucleotide messenger RNA. Its product is annotated as protein obstructor-E-like. Gene Ontology annotation, cellular component: extracellular region. Gene Ontology annotation, molecular function: chitin binding. The record is from RefSeq and is a predicted model, not a curated record. NCBI's taxonomy places the organism in Eukaryota, Metazoa, Arthropoda, Arachnida, Ixodida, Ixodidae.
UUCGGGCAAGGGGGACGGCGGGCGAAAACGUCUCUCAUAGCGCUCCCGGCAACUACAGCGACAUGAAGUGUGCCAUCUUCUCUUUAGCCGCACUGCUAGGAUGCGCCGCCGCGGAGUUCAUCUGUCCGAGCGGAAACGGCUACUUCCCGGACCCGGAGCAAUGCGACAUGUACUACGAGUGCCGCCGAGGAGUGGCUACGCCAAAGCUGUGCGCUGACGGCAUGGCAUUCCACGACGGCAAUCCGCUGUACGCCCGUUGCGACUUCCUCGGAGCAGUGGACUGUUCACGGAGGCCGUACCUGCAGAAUGCCAAGUCUACUCGCAAGUGCCCCCGCGCCAACGGCUACUUCCCGCACGAAGAUUACCCGCGGGUGUGCCAGCACUUCUACACCUGCAGUGCCGGCGUGCCAUCCAAGCUCUCCUGCCAGAAGGGACUCGCAUUCAGCAUAAAGGCGGGCGGCUGUGAAUGGGCCGGCAGGGUGCCGGGCUGCGAGCACGAGGCCGCCUCACAGGAAUCAACGGACGCACCAGAGGGCCAGGUAGAAGAGUGAAAUCGAAGCUCCCGUUUUGAACUUUUUUUCCAGUGGCAUUCCCCGUUUCUGUUAUGAAUCAAUCCAAUACACUACACAGAAUUUCUUCUAUUACAGGCCCUGCAUUAAAAUGUGAUAAUAAAGAAUGUUUAUUUGUUUA